Molecule: messenger RNA, 1806 nt
Organism: Bacidia gigantensis
Lineage: Eukaryota; Fungi; Ascomycota; Lecanoromycetes; Lecanorales; Ramalinaceae
Exons: 3
Coding region: 1-1806 (601 amino acids)
Molecular function (GO): RNA binding
Source: RefSeq, a predicted model, not a curated record
AUGACGCAGUAUUCGCGCAUCGAGGCUUUUGAAGAAACUACUAUCCUGCCCGAGAAGAUGCCCUUAGCUCUUACUGACUCUGCGGGUGAUCCUGUAUAUGACCAUGAGUCCUCAGCUUUGCCUAGAGUCAUCGACAAGCCCUAUCAAUUCCGAGAGGGGACAUCUGGAGAGCAAUUCGACGGGUUAGAGACGAAUGUGACGAGACUUUCCGCACAGGAACGUGAACUUUCCCAUAUUCCCUUUAGCUUAGAGCCUAUGGAACAAGACUACGUGCUCCGUGAAGUGAAUGCUCGAUUGUCUCAAUGUGCAUUUGACUUCGUCGCCAAAUAUCAGUUUCCAAUACAACUGGUGGAUUACAGAAGUACUGCGGAAGUGGAUAACGACUUAGAAUGUGCCUCUAUAUUUCGCGCAUCCACAAACCGCAUCUAUGUUGGUAACUUGCCAACGUUUGUUUCUGAAGAUGACAUACGUACCCAUUUCUCGAUCGGAUCAGAAAAGAUCGUGAAGGUCAAGGUUUUGCACGGCUUUGGCUUUUUGGAGUUAAUGAAUGGUCUUGCUGCUGAGAUGACUGUGUUACGUUUUCACGGUUCCGAUUUAUUUGGUAAUCGAUUAAGAGUGCAAUUGGCGCGCCACUUACCAAAUAAGAACCAAGAUCCUCAAGACAGCUACCACAAAGUGAAGCGUGGUCUUUCAGGUUCCAUAAAUGACUGCGACAUUCCCGCCGUUGCAGACACUGGAGCCGAAGAAAACAUCAUGUCCGCUUCAUUUGCCGGCAAGAUGGGCCUUGUACUUGCUGGCAGAGGCAAGACGUUCAAACAAGGCAACUCGACGCUGAUCGAGUCCAUGGGUGUGAACACCAUUCAUUUCAUCGAACAAAAAUACGACAUCCAUGCUGACGAGUUUACCGCAGGAACUGUCAGUGUUCAAUGGUCUUUCGCGAACGAAGCCUCAAAAAAACUGAAAAUAAUGUGUCAUGUGUUGCCUGAAUGCCCAUAUGAUCUUCUUCUCGGCCGCAAGUUCCUCACUGCAACAGAAACGUUGUCGAAAUUUCGAAAACGACUCACAAGUUGCCUAUUUCGCGCCAGUGGAGUGUCAAGUAUCAACCUCGUCGGAGACAACAGUAUGUAUCUAGACGGAUUGUUGGGGGACGAUAUUGCGGCUUCGGGCAUUGCAGACACAGGAGCUGAGCGGAACGUGAUCGAUUACGACUAUGCGACGAGUCGUGGUCUAGCCAUUGAUGACGACGCUGAAGCUUGCGGAUAUCUACAAUUCGCAGACGGUACGACGCAGCCAACUCUGGGUCAGGUGAAAACUACGUGGACAUUGCAAAAUGGCGUCGCAGUUCCUUUGACAUUGGAAGUUCUCCGCAACUGUUGCGCAACAUUGAUCCUCGGCGAGGACUUCCUCUUUGAUAAUAACGUAUUCGACUCAUACGAAACCCUCGUUCUUGGUGACGAGUUCGAUACAUCGUACCACGAACCCCCUCUACUCGCUCCUUUUGCGUACAAAUCUUCCUGGCAAAAAGCCUUGGAAGGACUUCUCCAUCUUUCGAAGAGAAAGACACGAAGAAGAAAGAGGAAGAAUAGUGUGAGCGCUGCCAAGGUCUCCAGCCCUGAGCGAUUGAGAGCAGAAGAAGAGCAAAGGAGAAACAUGUGGAACUACCAAUAUGGCUUCGACGGAUCGAGGACCACGACAGGUGAGCGAGAGCUCGAGCAGCAACGUAGAUCACAAUUCAAAGCUACCUCGCGCCAGGCUUCUGAGCAGAACAGGCCGCCAAGGAUCCCGAGUAUCCCGACGCCUGUAUGA